Nerophis lumbriciformis (worm pipefish) is the source of this 3532-nucleotide messenger RNA. RefSeq names its product tripartite motif containing 55b (gene trim55b). Gene Ontology annotation, biological process: regulation of microtubule cytoskeleton organization. The record is from RefSeq and is a predicted model, not a curated record. Gene Ontology annotation, cellular component: cytoplasm. Lineage: Eukaryota; Metazoa; Chordata; Actinopteri; Syngnathiformes; Syngnathidae. Gene Ontology annotation, molecular function: zinc ion binding.
CCUGGAGUCAAAUGGGAGAAGGAUAGCCCCUUCCCAUUAAAAAAAAGAAAAAUAAUCUAAGACAGUGAAUCUGAGAAUUGAGAGCCGCUUGGCUUUUUCUUACACAAAAGACAGGCAAAUGAAGCUCCAUGGUUGUGUAAAUAAAGGGGAGACUGUUGACACUAGCAGCUGUCGACCACUUCCCAGCUCCAUUUCAAAUAUGGCCAAGCUGUAAAGGACUAUUUGGGCAUUUUCUUCUCUUCUACGUGAACAACAUGGAGAGCUUGGAGAAACAGCUCAUUUGCCCCAUAUGCCUGGAGAUGUUUACAAAGCCUGUGGUUAUCCUGCCCUGCCAGCACAAUCUCUGCCGAAAGUGUGCCAAUGAUGUCUUCCAGGCCUCAAACCCAUACCUCCCGACAAGGAGUGGCUCGUUGGCAUCCGGAGGCCGCUUCCGAUGUCCGUCCUGCAGACACGAGGUGGUUCUGGACAGGCAUGGUGUUUACGGACUGCAGCGAAACCUGCUGGUGGAGAAUAUUAUCGACAUGUUCAAGCAGGAGUCUAGCAGCAGUACCACGCCAGCGCCCGAACGAAAGGAAGCGGCGUCGCCCAUGUGCGACGUCCACAAAGAAGAGAAGAUCAACAUUUACUGCAUGACCCAUAAUGUGCCCACCUGCUCCAUGUGUAAGGUCUUUGGAGCCCACAAAGACUGCCAGGUGGAGCCAAUCAGCAGCAUCUACCAGACCAAGAAGACGGAGCUGAACGACGGCAUCGCCAUGAUGCUAGGCUACAACGACAGGUUACAGGGCAUCGUCAGUCAGCUGGAUGAGGCCUGUCGUGCCAUCGAGGAGAACAGCCGGCGGCAGAAGAACCUUGUUUGUGAGAAGUUUGACCAGCUGUACUCCAUCCUGGAGGAGAAGAAGAGGGAGAUGAGUCUAAAGGUGACGGCCGAGCAGGAGGAGAAGGUCAGCUACAUCCGCAGCCUGACCAUUAAGUAUGGGGACCACCUGGAGGAGAGCUGCAAGAUCGUGGAAAUGGGCAUCCAGAACAUGGAAGAGCAGGAAAUGGCCGUGUUCCUGCAGAGCACAAAACCGCUUCUCAAAAAACUUGCCGAAGCAUGUAGCACGUCGCACCUGGACAAAGUGGAGCGUGGCUACGAGAAGAUGGAUCACUUCACCGCCGACUUCCGGAGGGAACGCAAGGCGUUGCGAAGUAUCGACUUCAUCCAAGAGGAGGAGGACGACGAUGACGAGGAGGAUGAUGACGAAGAGGCUGGGCAAGGGGAGCCGGCGCCCGCGUCUGUGGGAGGCAACGCUACAUCCGCCCGACCCGCCCCGCCCACCCCGGCCACCUCCGCCCCGACUGCUCCCGCCCCGCCGCAGACAAGCCCCGCCCCUGCUGCAGCCAAAAGCCCAUCGUCCAGCUCACUGUCAGCAGGUCAGUAGGGAUAUUUUUUGGGGUACACCUUUUUGAGUAUACCCUGAAGAAAGCACACUGUGCUAAGACUUUUUUGUGUUUUUACUACUUAAAUGUGACUUGUAAUUACUGGAUUUAAAAAAAUGUAAUUCACCUGUUGUGACAUUUGAGUAUUUGACUCUUCUCUGCUGAAAGACUAUGAGUUGUAAAAUGACCUUAGUUGAACCAAAAUUAUAUUUUACAAUUAGGGGUGUGCCGAUCGAUUGGCCGCCAAUCGGUUCUGGCCGAUUCUCCUGAAGAAAUGUGUGAUCAGCCAUUGCCAAUUUAUGUCAUUUAAUACCGAUCACAAACACCGAUUCCGUAUGAUUGAAACUAUUUAUUUUUGGUCCCCCCGUCUGACGAGCAUGCAGCCAGCAGCUAAUUGUGUGCCUCUCCAUACACAGCUGAUCCCCUUAAUUAAUAAUAAUCACCUCCAUAAUGGCAAAUAAACAGCAUUUUCUUUAGUUUCUUAAUUAUCAUUAUCAAGUAUUAGAGGACGAGUUUAAAAAUGCCACACACCGAGGCAUGCUAAUAGCUUAGCUAGCUAGAAACAAUUAAACACUAAGACAUAAGUGCUUAGGUAACCUGCCCAGUGGCCUUGUAAUUAGAGUGUCCGUCCUGAGACUGGAAGGUCGUGAGUUCAAACCCCGGCCGAGUCAUACCAAAAACUAUAAAAAUGGGACCCAUUGCCUCCCUGCUUGGCACUCAGCAGCAAAGGUUGGAAUUGGGGGUUAAAUCACCAAAUGAUUCCCGAGCAUGGCCACCACUGCUGCUCACUGCCCCCUCACCUCCCGGGGGGUGAACAUGGGGAUGGGUCAAAUGCAGAGAAUAAUUUCACCACACCUAGUGUGUGUGUGACUGUCGUUGGGACUUUAACUUAGUAAACUUUAAGAAGUAUACAUGUAACUACGUCGCAGCAUGCUUCAGCAUUGUCACAGUCAGAACACAUGUGGGGAGGUGGAUGGAACAAUAAAUUAGUGGUGUCGAUACCAGCGGUAGUAUCAGUAUAUAAUCGAUACAAGAGUAAUGAAAUAAAAAUGUAAAUUGUUCAAUAAUUUGGUUGUUGUUUUUGCUAAAGUUUAUAAACUCAGGUAUUAAUAAUUACUUGGACUCAUAAGGAGUCAGAGGGCAAAAACCAAAGGAUUUAAAUGAGUAAAGGAGAGUGGUUUUUGCUUUUAUUUACCGGUAGUUAUUGUGUACUAUUGACUCUGUUUUGAUACAACAAAAAAGAAUAAGGAACAAGUUUAAUUAUUGUGUUGAUAUUGUUACACUGUCAAUAGCACUCACCAUAAAUAAAUGGAACCAUGUACAGUUAGUACAUGUGAUUGUUAUUGGUAUCGGCUGAUCUCAUUCAUGGAUGAUCGUAUUGGAAUUGGCAGAAAACCCUGAUCGGACACCCCUAUUUAUAAUUCUUAUUUUAUUGCUAAUUUACAAUUUACACACUUCACAUGUUAUGUACAAAAGUAUAGGGACACCUGGUUAUAAAGUUGCCUGUGCUCUUCUGGGAAGACUCUCUGCCAGUCACUGAUGUGGGACCAGGCUGGCCAUCUCUGCUCUCAUUCAACCCAAAUGUGUCUUGAUAAAAAGCACAAAACCUUCCCCAAACUAUUUUCUCAUCGUCCGAAACCUCUUUGCUACAGUGAAGAAUUAGGACUAGGAGACCAUGGCACGACCUGUGAUUGAUGAAUUGUUCAAUUAGGACGCCUCAGGUGUCCAGUCUUGUCUAAUUACCACAAAGGACGGUCACUCGUUGAGCUUGAGCAACAUUCGAGGCAGCACAAGAGGAUGACUCACAGCUUUUGUUUGGUGUGUCAGUCAAAGAUCAUGCACCAUCACACACACACACACACACACGCCACACACACAUCAUCCUCAUUAGGUCCAUUUCAGCGUCUUGUCACUUUAUUUGAGCAAAAUUACCAAGCUUCUAAAGUUUAAGUGGAUGUGUGACUCUUGUGUUGUUAUUUUUUCCACGCUUCGCCACAGAGUUAACCCACGGCUCGGCUCUAUUUGUUCAUAUCUGUGUGGGCAAGAGUCUAAAUAUGCUUCACUGUGUUGCCAAACUAAACAGCCUCUCCAUGUUUACCAUUAAAUGUCUACA